This is a messenger RNA of Colletotrichum tamarilloi, 246 nucleotides long. RefSeq lists its product as uncharacterized. The record is from RefSeq and is a predicted model, not a curated record. The transcript has 2 exons. NCBI's taxonomy places the organism in Eukaryota, Fungi, Ascomycota, Sordariomycetes, Glomerellales, Glomerellaceae. The coding region runs from base 1 to 246 and encodes 81 amino acids.
AUGGACCGGACACACCGAUGCCAAGCGGCUGGGUCGCGCCAGCGAAUGGCCUCGAACUGCUGUCAGCAGUCAAUCAAUGGCAAUCAAGAGAGCUCCGGUCCAGAUAGACCGAGAGCUAUCAGUAUGGCGAUCACGCUUGAUAGUAGUGUGGGAAAUCAUAGCACCAACCAACGACGCAAGCAAUGUGACCGUCGCACAACACGCGGCGUCUCUGAAGACUCUACCUACCUACUCGAACAGGUCUGA